AGCUUCCUCCUGUGCUUUUGUUUUGUGUUUUAUCAUUAAUGUAUAUAAACGUACCUUAUGUAUUACAGAUGGCAAUGGAUUUCAACAUUGUCGUCAUCAUAAUAUGUAGCUUCAUAUUGUAUGUGUAUCAGGUAAAAUGUCUGGAAGAAGAGAAUGAGUCUUUGGAGGCUCAGAUUAUUGUGAUGGAAGAGAAAUUAGCAGCCAAACCAAUCCCCUCUAGAUCCAACAGUCUCGACUGCCCUUCAGACUUCAGCCUGGAGGCCGUGGUUGAGAGACCACGCAGAGAGGUGGUAUUUAAACAUACCAGCACUAGACAUACCAAAUAUUUGUCAUUUACACAUCAGAUCAGCGGAUAUUCAUGGUUUAUGUACAUAAAGUAUGGGCCAGUAAUACAACACAUUAUAGACAACUAAGAUAUUGUAUCUUAACCUGUGCAUUCAUCUUCAGCUGUAGUCUACUUCAGUAGCAUUUUAGGAAGCAUUCACAUAGUUAUGAAACUAAGAUAUGUAUAUUUGUCCUUCACUGAAGUAGUAAAUGCAGUCAGGCAGCAUUCAUUUCGAAACUAUGCCUUAUAUGGUACUCUCUUCUCUAUUACAGAUGGCAAUGGAGUUCAACAGUAUUGCCAUGGCCGGAUUGUUUCUCCUGUGUGAAACAUUUCGCUUCUGAUACCAUUCCUAUAGUUAGUUUGUGAGAGAACCCUCAUGUGUGUGUGACAUUCUCAACCAAGCAGUGUAUAAAGUCUCCAGGCUGAAGCAGUAGCCACCAAUUUGCCCAGCUAUUGUGUAGCUUUGGUGCAGCCAUGGCCAUGCUGAGAGUGUCCUCGUAUCGCAAACUGUUUGAGGAGCAGCACCAGAGAUCAGCUACAUGGCUCAGUCAGCGCUGUGGAACCCAGAUCCUCCCAUCUUCCGCCAGGGGUGGAGUUUCCAUGAUCGCCUCUCCUGAACCGGACUUCGCUGCAGCUCGGGCGUUAAACAGGGAGGGUCUGAUGCGUUUCUCCCAGGAGCGCUCCAUAAUCGCCACCCUCAAUGAUCGCCUGGCGGUCCUUAUCGACAUGGUACGAUGUCUGGAAGAAGAGAAUGAGUCUUUGGAGGCUCAGAUUAUUGAGCUGGAAGAGAGAUUGGCAGCCAAACCAAGCCCCUCAAGCUCUGUCAGUCUCGACUGCCCUUCAGACUUCAGCCUGAAGGCCAUAAUUGAGAGACUGCGCAGAGAGAAGGAUGAGAUUUUGUGUCACAAAGAGGAGCUGACAAAAGACCUGCAUCAUAUAAAAAUAAAGUAUGAUGAGGUCGUGGAGCAACGGACUCGCCUCCAACUGGAGCGCAGGGAUGUUGCCGUGGAAGUGGACACAGUGACUGCUGACUGCUUGGCACUCAGAGAACAAGCGGCAAUCUUUGAGGAGCAGUUAGCUGCCAUGGAGCAACAGCAUGAGCUGAGGAUCGAGAGUCUGUGUGAGCCUACGGCUGAAGAUCGGGAUGAUCCAACUGUGUCUCUGCAAUUCCCCACCAUCGACCUCACUCCAGCCAUCACGGUUAUCAAGGACUACUACUGCCAGCUGGCUGAAAGCCUAAAGUUUGAGUCCGGGGCUGUUGCGAUUGCCAGAGGAGAAGAGAAGGGGAGGAACUUGGAAAAACAUACUGGAGGGAAGGUUAAGGAUUAUUCUGAGGUGAUGGAUGUGAAAGGUCUGAAGGAGCUGAUUGUUAAGCUGCAAAAGGAGCUCGCUGAGCUGGAGGCAUGUGGUGAGGAACUGGGGGCAGAGAUUGAAGCAAAAAAACAGGCUCAUUUGCUGGAGAUAGAGGAGCUGGAAAACUGCAUCUGCCGGCUGGAGAAAGAGGAGGCUGACUUACAAGCACAGAUGAAGGAACAGAUGGGAGACUACGAGGAACUGCUCAAUGAGAAGAUGGCACUGGACAUAGAAAUUGAAGCCUAUAGGGCUUUGGUGGCGGUAGAGGAGCAGAGACUGUGCUACCCGUGAAACAGAGAGGCCCAGAAACAUAUGAUAUCUUUAUCAUAUUGCUGCUGAACUAAUACACACUUACACAGUUGCACGUAUAAAAGGUGUCUGUAUCUUGUAUCUACUCUCAUCUAAUCUCAUCAUAUAAUCAAGUAUACAUACGGAGUAGGUGUAUUUUAAAGGUAAACCAUUUCUCAAUGGCUUAUCAUGAAACUUGCAUGAUACUCCUGGAUAUGGAUAUAAUCAUUUUUAAUGUUGCAAGACCUGGCUCUUGAAGGGUGCUACACAUUGUUUUGCUGGACCUUUGUGUGUUUUUACAAAUAACUAUAUUUGAUACUGUUUUCUUAAUCUUAGCACUCAAAAGAACCCUCAAGAAUGUGCCUCUAUAUAUAUAUAUAUAUAUAUAUAUAUAAUCAGUUUUAAAGUGUCUAAUAAUAAAUGGCAAUAAAGACGCAACUUCAUAGGUUUAACAGCAAUCUGAAAAUGUUGUAAUAAUUAUUAAUUCCUCAACCAAACUCAAGAAAUGUUUGUAUGAAGAAUGUGUUGAUAUUAAUCUACUGUAAUAGCUGCACAUAAAGGAAUAAAGAGCUCUAGGGCAGAAAUUGGGCUUACUUGCAAAAUAUUGCUCGUACUACGAGGAUUGCAGUUUGCAACUAUAUUUAGGGGUCCAAGCCUUACUUGGGAACUUGUUCAUCAACAUCAUCUUCUUCUUAAUAAUAAUAAUAAUAAUAAUAAUAAUAAAAAUAAUAAUAACGACAACGACGUAGCCUUGCUGUGCAUAUUCUGUCAGCCUCCUACUACCCUGUUUAUCAUUGGAAAAGGACUGCUAUAGGGUCACUGCUGAUCAUAUGUUCUUUGGGUGGUGGAUCAUCAGCUACAAUUGUAUGGCUACAAAGUGAACCUUUGUGUUAGGGUUGCCUAAAAAUUAAAAUCUCAGCAUGCAUCUGCAAUGAAGUGAGUCAUAGUCAAAAAAGACCAUCAGACACAAAUAUCUGAGCAAAUACAGACCUACACCAAAAAGAUGAAAGGCAUCUUUCAGACCACUGACAAUACUCAUAGCAAUCAGUGGCUGUUAACCACAAUUUGUGAAAAAAAGGGAAAUGUCUGAGCUUUGCUAUGUGGGUGUAGUGAUGGAAAUAUCCAUGUAUAGAUUUAAAGUCUCAGACACGACAUCUCCCAAAACAGACAUAUAAACACACGACAACGUAUGGUUAUGUUUGUGUCAGUCACCUCCUGAAUUCUCACCUG
Messenger RNA from Ictalurus furcatus (blue catfish), 3196 nucleotides. RefSeq names its product vimentin-related 2 (gene vimr2). The record is from RefSeq and is a predicted model, not a curated record. Lineage: Eukaryota; Metazoa; Chordata; Actinopteri; Siluriformes; Ictaluridae. The transcript has 10 exons. Gene Ontology annotation, biological process: skeletal muscle organ development. The coding region runs from base 800 to 1969 and encodes 389 amino acids. Gene Ontology annotation, cellular component: sarcolemma; Z disc; cell-cell junction.